Molecule: messenger RNA, 1436 nt
Organism: Dufourea novaeangliae
Lineage: Eukaryota; Metazoa; Arthropoda; Insecta; Hymenoptera; Halictidae
Gene: Spred
Product: sprouty-related, EVH1 domain-containing protein 3
Exons: 6
Coding region: 150-1436 (428 amino acids)
Biological process (GO): negative regulation of MAPK cascade; multicellular organism development
Cellular component (GO): membrane
Molecular function (GO): protein kinase binding
Source: RefSeq, a predicted model, not a curated record
GGGAGGAGGACUGGGGCGCUUCCUGUGGUUGGCACUAGCCUAAAAAAGCUCCAUAAACAGAAUCGCGGCCGAAUGUCUUUUCAAUGCAACGAAAAUGGUGAAGUGUGGGAAAAGGUGGGCAUUGAAUAAAGGCUUCGACAGCUCGAACCAUGACAGAGGCGUCGGAGGAUGGUAACUAUCUGGUGAGGGUUCGUGCCCAGGUAAUGACAAGGGAUGAUAGUUCCGGUGGUUGGGUUCCUUUAGGUGGGGGUGGUUUAGCAAAUGUUUCGGUUAGAAGAAGAGCUACUUCUUCAGGUGGGCAUCAGUCCAAUAAUACCAAUGGAUCUGGUAUUACUACUUCGACUGUCAUAUCUUCUACUACAAACUCUACACAAUUUGUAUCAACUACAGCUGUCACUACAACCCAAAGUCAUGGAUCUUCUAGCAGUUCCCCACCUGGUGCAACCAAGAAGAGGCAUGAGUAUCUUAUUUAUGGGAAACGAAUCACUGAUCAAGCAGUUGUUCUUAGCUGUACAAUUAAAAAAGAUUUUGAAUAUAGCAAGGUAAUGCCAACUUUUCAUCACUGGAAGACAGGAGAGAAAAAAUUUGGUCUGACAUUUCAAACAGCUGCUGAUGCAAGAGCUUUUGAUAAAGGUGUUUGUACAGCUGUUGAAGAAUUAUUAGAAGGGUUGGCUAAUUCAACAUUGUGCGGUAAUUCAUUAGAUGCUGGCGAUGAGGAUGUUUUUAUGAAUUGGAACUUGCCUGCGGAACCACCGAAGCCACAUCCGUCAUCAGACACAUCUCAUGGCAUAGUUCGAGUGCCCAAUUAUCAUUCCCAGUGUUCAGAUCUUCCCGAUUCACAUAAACCUAUCCAUUAUAUUGGUGGAUCAAAUAUAAAAGUACCGCCAUCUCAACAUCCUUUGGCAUCGACUGCAGAUAUUGGAUCGGAUAACUAUCCGUAUGUGCAGCUCACACCGCUUAAUCACGAAUAUUUAUAUCCUAAUAUCGAUGAUCAUAAAGGAGACCGGUUAGAUAGACAUAAUACUGGUGGUUCUUUGAAGAAACCAGAUAUUAUAGUAUCUCAACCCACAAAAAAUACUAUGAAACGUAAUGUUCAAUUACAAUGUAAGCAUUGCCAAGAGUUGUAUACAGAACAGCAUAAUCCUCGAGGAUCUUGUGAAUUCGCUCCUGAUCCAGUUAAACGUGGAAUCGCAAAAAUUUCGUGUCUGUCGUGUGCUCAGGGCAUGUUAUACCACUGUAUGAGUGAUGCUGAAGGCGAUUUCUCCCAGAAUCCUUGCAGUUGUAGCACAGAAGAAGGAUGUGGACGCAGGUGGUUUGGUUUGGCAUUAUUGUCACUGAUCGUUCCUUGCUUGUGGAUUUAUCCUCCACUCAGAGCUGUUCAUUGGUGUGGCACGUCCUGUGGAAUGUGCGGAGGGCGUCACCAUCCGAUGGAAUAA